AGUGGAAGCGGAAUCCGUACCAUCUCCGCCUCCUCUCCUCUCCUUCCCGGGCAGCUCCUUCCUCCGGCUCGGGCACAAGGGGCAUUUCCCUCUUCCCCGCGACAGCACGCCUCGACCGUCGUUGGGAUGAAGAGGCAGAGACAUUCACCUCUGUUGGAGGGGUGUUGCCUCCUGCUUCCCUCUCUAUGGCUGCUGCUCAUUAUCCAUCCACCCACGGGCCAGGGUUGUCCUGCAAGCAUCCUCAAGACAGUCGAUCGCCGCCCCCUCCUCUCUUCGCGUCCCUCUCCUUCCCCCGACGACAAGGGAGGCCCCUCUCCGACUCGAUCAGCCCUGCAGCGGGUCCGCGUCCGGCAUUCCCGAUUCCUGCUUCCUCCCCUCUUCCCCCCCCCUUCGGUCUUUGCCGGGCAUCUCCGGCAAUUGUGGCGGCGGUUCACGCACAUUUUCCACAAGGAGAUUGAGGCUUUGACGGAGGCUGACCCCAGGGAAGAGAAUAUUCUGGAACUCAUACGGACUUUGCCGGAGGCAGUCUCGGAGGGCCACCAUGAAACUGUACAUUCCUUGAAACGAGGCUGGGCGGCCCUCCAGCACAAGGCGCUGGAGGGCCUGUUGGUUGGGUGGGGGGGA
Molecule: messenger RNA, 624 nt
Organism: Nannochloropsis gaditana CCMP526
Exons: 2
Source: RefSeq, a predicted model, not a curated record